Aureobasidium uvarum is the source of this 1128-nucleotide messenger RNA. Lineage: Eukaryota; Fungi; Ascomycota; Dothideomycetes; Dothideales; Saccotheciaceae. The record is from the annotation of a GenBank genome assembly.
AUGGCGAGCGAAGCAUCAACGACACAGCCUCCGGUCAAGAUUGGCACGCGCAAGUCUGUCCUCGCAAGAGUGCAGACUGACAUUGUGUGCAAGGAGCUGCGCAAGGCAUGGCCCGACCGCCAGUACGAGAUCCACGCCAUGAGCACCAUGGGCGACAACAACCAGACCACUGCCCUGCACGAGUUCAAUGCAAAGGCUCUGUGGACCCAUGAGCUCGAGGCGCUGCUCGAGAAGGGCGACCUGGAUCUCAUUCUUCCUCCGUCCAUGAGCAUUGGCUGCAUUUUCCCUCGCGAAGACGCUCGUGACGCUCUCGUCGUCAAGCCCACCCUCCCCUACAAGUCCCUCUCUCAAUUGCCUGCAGGCUCCGUCAUUGGCACCUCGUCCGUCCGCCGCUCUGCCCAGCUCAAGCGUCUGUACCCGGACCUCAAGUUCGCAGAUGUACGCGGCAAUGUCGGUACCCGUCUUGCCAAGCUCGACAACCCCGAGGGCGAAUACACCGCCCUCAUCCUGGCCGCAGCAGGCCUCUCACGCCUCGGCAUGUCCGACCGCAUCACCAGCUACCUCGACAGCGCAUCAGGUGGUAUCUUGCACGCAGUAGGCCAGGGAGCAUUGGGCAUUGAAGUCCGCUCCGACGAUGAGGAUGUCAAGAAACUGCUCUCGGCUGUUGGCUGCGAGUGGACCACCCGUGCCUGUCUUGCUGAGCGCAGUCUGAUGCGCACCCUCGAAGGUGGCUGCAGUGUACCCAUUGGUGUUGAGACCGAGUGGGUGCGCAAGAAGUCCUCUCUGGGUACCACCAUCGGUACCGGUGUUGGUGUCGGCGCAAAGCCUGCUGCCGAGUACGACAAACUCAGCGGUGUUGCUGUGACUGGCCGCACCACCGAGGACGAUGGCGAACACCAGGAUAGCGGUUCUGAGUUCACCGAAAACCUGAUCAUGCGUGCACUUGUCGUCAGCCUAGACGGUCAGAGGCACGUAGAGACUGAGAUGCAGAGACGCAUCACUAGCAGAGAAGAGGCCGACGAGUUCGGCUGGGACGUCGCAAAGAAGUUGGUCGAGCUGGGCGCCGAAUCCAUUCUUCACGAUAUCAACUUGAACAGAAAGAUUAUCGAGGAGCAGGGUGACGCAUAG